UUAAUAAAUUUCAUGGAGAAAGAUAACAUUUACACACAGAGUAUUGAGCGCGCAGGCCCUACUUACCACACGGAACCCAAAGAAAGCCCGAAUUGGGACGACCCAGGGGACACAAAUAAACCUGUUAGUAGGUCACAGAGGUCGGUAAAUUCGGUAAACACUUUAUCUAGUGGCCUAGUCAUUAAUGAGCGCGGAAAGAUAGGAGAUGGAAUAAAAAGUCCAGCAGAAGAUUUCAAGAAACUUCAACCAUCGAGGUUUAACUCUCAAGACAAAAUUACCAUAAACCAUACCAACUUGUCAUCUGAUCCCCUUGAUACAAAGGGAAAGAAUAAUAAUACCAAGCAUAAUUCCAGUCUAAUAGAAUGUCAACGUGAAGGUCGAGAGUUUCAUAGAGCCAGUAUGUCACCGUCUAUGGAAAACCAACUGAUUGAGAAGAGAAGUGCUAGCAACAACGCAUCACUUGGUGUAGGGAAUUUUCAGCAAGUUCAGCUAAUCUAUAAACAAUACGGAAAAGAAUCACCCGAUUUAUCCAAGCGUUCAAUGGCAAAGGUAAGUUUUAGAAAUAUAAAGAAAGAUUCAAUCAGCCAGAAAACCUCCGAGCAGGGCCAAUAUACGCUCUCAAAUGAAGAGCAAGGAGUUACUACAGAUUUACAACGAGCACAACCGACCUACUCUAAUAGUUUGACCAAUUUGACUGCCUCCAGGGAUCAAAACCCGUUAAGUAAUGGCAUAGGGUUGACUCCAUGUCUUGAUAAUAAUAGCUUUACUACACCACUGGGACGGGAUAGUAGUAUUUUUCAGUGCGAUUCAUUUUGUUCUAACAUUAUUCAAUGUGAGACACAGCACUCUAAUGGAGGCCUCAACCAUUAUUCGAAAGUAAUUAAUGUGAAGCCUUCAACUCAGACCGAAUUAUUGAUCGGCUCAAUGGAUCAAAAAAAUCAAAACGAUCAGGGUGUAGGGACGCAACCACAAAAUUGGUUACAGAAUCCCAUACUUUUUUAUUUGUUUGAAAACUUGAUCAAAUUGCACGAGCUUCGAACUAAAUUAAAACCCGAGGGAUUAAAUGAAGCUUCUUCAGCGCUAAGAGUGGGAGGUCCUAGUUCUACAGCACUGGGUUCUUCUGUCAAUUAUGAGCGCCAGGCUCAGAUGGAAACCCUAAAAAGAUAUAUUACGUAUUCUGUUUCCGAAAUUGACGCGACCCUUCUUAAUCCUCUGUUCACUUUGUGGUCCGAAAAACCUUUGCGUGACUUGCUAAAACGCGUUACUGCUAGUUGGAAAGGAGGCGGUCUUGACAGUAAAGAUUUUGACGAGGCUUCAUUUUUAUUACUACAGGCGAUUUCAGAGGAGAGAAGCGGAACCAUCCGUUACACUUUACUAUAUCGGUUGCGUGAGUACUUUGGGAGCGCUAAGCAUCAUUCUACUGGACUUUGCCUGUUAUCUGUGAUGAGCUUCAUUUCAUUGCUUUGCGUAAUUCUCCUUGCACUUUUUGCAGACUUACACUAUGCUGUAAGAAUUGUGUUGCCUAUUUUGAUGAGUAUAAGUAUCUUUUUGAUAUUUUGUUUUGUGUUUCUUAUUUUAAAUCAUAAUGCUUCUGCUGAUGCCACAGCAGCAUUCUUCAAAAUGGAGAUACUUUACUUGUCGAAUGAUAAUGUUAGCGAGGAACUUGAGGAUAGUUUUUUAAGUUCUAGCAGAUCGAGCCUGUGCUUGGUUACUCCAAGCAAUGAGUGUACCCCAUCACCCUAUAAACUAAACGUAAUUGAUGAUAAUGUGAGACCGAAAAAAGACUUGCCUAUUAAGUCAGUCGUAGUGGGGAACGACGAAGCAAAUUCUACGUCCAUAGCCAGAAAGCUACCACAUCGAAUGCAAAUGGAGCAUCAGGAGCAUCCAGAAAAUUCUAAACAAAGUGGAGCACCAAUGCGAAGCUAUUCGUUUGAAAGACAGCGUCACGCCGAACAUUCACAACAAGUUUUUCGUAGAAUAGUAAAGACAAACACGUUUGCGAAAGAGCUGUUCACAGACAAUGCGCAAGCUUCGGACACGAACGGGGUUCAAAAUAAUCAAAAUUCCAAUUUACAGGAUGCAGAAGCUUCUUGCACUACAAUCAACUCAACCUUUAUUAUAGAUUUAGCCGAUAAUAUCAGUGUCACCGCUCUAAUUUAUUGCAAAGAUCAAUAUGCUUUGUCAAUUAUGAUGCCCUCGCUCUGGGAGUUUAACUUCCUUGUGCUUGAAACUGAAGUUUCUCAAAUCGACAACGUUUAUCAGCAAGGUACGGAUAAGUUUAAAAUUAUUAUACUCCACGCUGCUGACUUACAUGAAGGCACUAUUGAGUUUGACAUGGCCUUGUCGUGGGUAAAGGAGAAUCUUCCCGUCUUUUUCUUUUCGAGGGAUAACUCCAGAUUUCCUGAUUUUGUACCUGAAUCAAAGAAGGUACAAUUACCUUUGUCUGAAAAAGACAUCACUACCCUUCUCCUUUUUGGCACUGGCAAGAAUGAAGGGAUGAACAGUGCCAGGAUGGGAUGCCCCUCUAAUCUUAUCAAGGUUCCAGCGUAUGCUCUUGGCCGGAGGUUGGGUGGUGGUGCGUACGGAAAUGUUUUCGAGGCGGAAAUGGAGGAAACUGGAGUAAUGUGUGCUGUCAAACGCAUCUACUUAAGAAGUGGCAACAACAGCGAUCAAGAUGAUAACAGCCACAUCAGCCAGCUACGUGACAUUGCUCGUGAAGUGGAGAUCAUGAGCUCGCUCACGCAUCCAAACAUAGUCCAGUACAUGUUUUGUGAACGUGAUGAUAAUUGCAUAUCAAUUUUUAUGGAGCUAUGCUUAGGGGGAUCCUUGAGCUCUUUGAUAAAUGGUGUCGAAAUAGUUGACACAGACUUCAUGAAGCAACUGUUACGCGAUAUUAUAAGUGCUGUGGCAUAUCUACACAGAAAAAAAGUUGCGCAUCGUGAUUUGAAACCAGACAAUGUUCUAUUUUCUAAUAGUCGUGCAAAACUCACCGAUUUCGGCACGGCCAUUCUCAAACGCAAUCACGAUAACCUUUCUCCUGUCACAGGAACGUUUGCUUAUAUGGCGCCAGAGAUUAUUUUAUGUGAGACGUAUGGUAAGGCAUGUGAUAUGUGGUCAAUUGGUUGCAUUGCGGCUGAAGUUUUAAAAGUUGAUCUCCCUCAGCGAUCCCUUGGAUUACCAGGGAUGUGCGAGUUUUAUCGCAAAAUGGAUUUUAAUUCAUCAUUGUCUAUUGAUUGUGGGGUGCAAGAAGUGGAUAACUUUCUGCGUUCUUGUCUGCAGCGCAACCCAAAUGCCCGACCAACUGCUACGGAGCUUCUGCAUCACGAUUGCUUGAAGCAUAAUAAUACUGCUUUUGAUAGAUGGAUGAAACAAGCAUUGUCGAAAAGGAAUCAGGCACAUCCACACGGUGCCUUAGUCAUGGAUUUGUUUGGGUCAAAUGAAUCCAUUGUUGACUUGAAUUCUCAGCUUAAUGCGGUGUCUCUAAAAUCUUUGGAUGAGGCUCCAAAUGUGUGA
Messenger RNA from Phytomonas sp. EM1, 3513 nucleotides. NCBI's taxonomy places the organism in Eukaryota, Euglenozoa, Kinetoplastea, Trypanosomatida, Trypanosomatidae. The record is from the annotation of a GenBank genome assembly.